UCAUGGCAGGGCCAUUUAAUGGCUCGGAGAGGCCGCAACGUCAAUGCUUCAUCAUCUCCAUUUUCAUAGCAGAGAUGGAAGCUCAUCUAAUGGUUGGAAACAUCUACUAGACGGUCCCAAUAGCUCAGGGUCUUGUACGGCCUGCCCUCGAAGAGGAAAAGAGUAUUCUCGCCCCGGAUCUCCAACUCCAUUCGAAUUUGGGCUGCCAAGCAAAACAUCCGUCAUUUCAUGAGGCACAGAUUACACCUUUUUGACAAGGCCCGAAUUGGCGUGGUCAAAGCAUCGAAAAGCCGGGCUAACAACAAACGGGAGUAAUUUCACGGUCUCCCAAGAAGCCACAGCUUCCUCAGCUCUGACAAGCAGCAACACUCUUGUGUUUCUUCCAAUGCCUCCCCGCAAUUAUGUCAUGUAUCAUGGUUCUACCGAAUCCAGGACCCUCCGUAAUUUGGAUGCUAGUCCCUGCUCUCCGGGCAUCACCUAGAUGGCUGCGACUGGUGUUGAGUAUUAUAUAGCCUCGAUCCUUCUCUGUCGCAGUCAGUCAUGACUCUCACCGGCAGUCUUUGGUGCCUAACCUUGUUGACCGACAUAUCAGCUCUUGUUUCCUUCAAGAUCUUGACACCAAUUAGUUCAUCUAGACUCUUGCAGGUCGGGUUAUUAAACAACACUCCCGGUCGUAUUUAUUUUUUCUCUUGAUUUUGGCACUUGCCUCGUCCAUUUUCUUUGGAAUUCACCUGGCCUCUCAAAUCCCUCAUCAUGAGCUCGUCGCGCAAGUCGCGGAUUGCUUCGAGCAUGUCUAAUGUCAUGUUCACGAAUGCAGUUUACUUUCCUAACUACCGGAUAUACCAGGGAGAUACUCCAGGAAUGCUCAACUACAGUUGUAUCAACCAUGUUUACUAUGCCUACGCCAGUGUUUCAGCCGACGGCGGUGUUUUCCUAAGUGAUGAGUGGGCGGAUGCUGGUGCACCUGUUGACGGUGUACAAGGAGGACUAGGGUCUCUCAUGCACCUCAAGCAGAAGCAUCCCCAUCUUCGAGUUGUUCUGUCAAUCGGGGGUGGCAACUCCUCGGAAAUUUUCCCCCUGGUGGCAUCUAGCACUCUCUUACGUGACAAUUUUGCUAGAUCAGCUAAGGGGCUUGUUGAGGCAUCAGGUCUGGAUGGAAUCGACAUUGCAUGGGAAUACCCGUGUGAUGUCCAACAAGGCUACGACUUUCUUGCACUUCUAGCCGCUGUCCGCAUUCAUCUACCAGAGGAGCAUUAUGUACUCACCGCUGCACUUCCUGCAGCCAAGUCCAUCUUACAGUUCCUUGAUCUAAUGGAGAUCGCCGAAUACUUGGACUUUAUCAACUUGAUGGCCUACGAUUUCUUUGGUUCGUGGACUCCAAAGGCUGGGCAUCAUGCUCAACUAUAUGCUAUGGACAAAGAAGAAACCUCAGCUUCUUCAGGGGUUUCUUAUCUCAUGUCCAAGGGAUUUCCCCCUAAGAAGAUUCUGCUUGGUAUUCCAACUUUUGGACGAAGCUUCCUUCACUGCACAGGAGUAGGACACAAAUACAAGGGCGUGGGUGGUGCGGAAGACGGCACAUUUGAGUACAAUCAACUACCACGCAAGGGAUGCAAAGAGGUUGUCGACAAACGCCAUGUUGCAGCACACUGCACCGGGGCAGAUGGCGGAUUUGUGACGUACGAUAACCCGGAUACUGUUAAGAUCAAGGCUGGUUUCUGCAAGCAAAAGGGACUGGGAGGUCUCUUUUACUGGAACGGUCCUGCUGAUUCCAAGGACAAGUCUAGGAGCUUGGUUGCGGCUGGCUUUCGCGCUCUUCAUUCGUCCUGAAGUCUUUACCAGUCCUUUGACCACAUCCUGCAUUUUGCAUAUAUGGGAGUGAUACGGCUUUCAUUUUUCGGUAGAUGGGCAUCUAACGGCGUUAUUUGAUCAUGUUCGAUUCAAUUUUCUACCUUGGAUUUAUGUAAAAGCGUUUACAUUACGAAGGUAUGCAAGGAAACCGGGGAUUCUGCUGGAAAGAGUCAAAAAAUAGAGGCAAGAAUAUGCCAUCGGGAGAAUAUAUAUAUAUACAAUAGACGGGAACGGCGUUUUUGGGGGCAGUCAAACAAAGGCACUGGAUGCCUGACUCCCUUCAUACAUAAGCUAAUGACUCACUGCCUGCUAA
Messenger RNA from Fusarium verticillioides 7600, 2161 nucleotides. RefSeq lists its product as hypothetical. Gene Ontology annotation, biological process: chitin catabolic process; carbohydrate metabolic process. The transcript has 4 exons. Gene Ontology annotation, cellular component: extracellular region. Gene Ontology annotation, molecular function: chitinase activity; chitin binding. The record is from RefSeq and is a predicted model, not a curated record. The coding region runs from base 754 to 1827 and encodes 357 amino acids. NCBI's taxonomy places the organism in Eukaryota, Fungi, Ascomycota, Sordariomycetes, Hypocreales, Nectriaceae.